Molecule: messenger RNA, 798 nt
Organism: Lotus japonicus
Lineage: Eukaryota; Viridiplantae; Streptophyta; Magnoliopsida; Fabales; Fabaceae
Product: bidirectional sugar transporter SWEET4-like
Exons: 5
Coding region: 1-786 (261 amino acids)
Biological process (GO): carbohydrate transport
Cellular component (GO): membrane
Molecular function (GO): sugar transmembrane transporter activity
Source: RefSeq, a predicted model, not a curated record
AUGUCUGCUGGCGCAGCUGUUAUUGCUCGAACAGUAGUCGGUAUCAUAGGUAACAUCAUAUCAGCCUGCCUAUUCUUGUCUCCAGUUCCAACUUUUGUGCAAAUAUGCAAGAAAGGAUCAGUGGAGCAAUACUCAGCAGUACCAUACCUAGCAACACUCAUAAACUGUUUGGUUUGGACCCUGUACGGCCUCCCCAUGGUGCACCCACACAGCGUGCUGGUAGUGACCAUAAACGGUGCAGGGUGUGCAAUUGAGAUAAUCUAUAUCAUCCUCUAUUUGAUCUACUCUGAUCGGAAGAAGAGGCUCAAGGUCUUGUUGGGCCUCCUCUUGGAACUCAUUUUCAUCGCCCUGCUCACUUUUUUCGCAUUGACUAUGGUCCACACCGUCAAGAAGCGCUCUGCUAUUGUGGGUACCAUAUGCAUGCUCUUCAACAUUACCAUGUAUGCUUCACCGUUGUCUGUCAUGAAAAUGGUGAUCAGCACCAAGAGUGUGGAGUACAUGCCCUUCUACCUCUCAUUGGCCUCAUUUGGUAACGGCGUGUGCUGGACCACUUAUGCGUUCAUCCCUUUCGACCCAUUCAUUGCUAUACCGAAUGGGAUUGGGACAGUGUUUGCCGUGGCACAACUUGUUCUGUAUGCAACCUAUUACAAAUCGACCAAACAGCAGAUAGCAGCAAGGAACGCCAAAGGGGAGGUGAACCUGUCAGAGGUGGUGGUUGGUAACUGUGUCCAAGAAGCCAAUAACAACAAGAACAAGAAGAUUGGUGCUGCCCCCAAUGGUCUUUGAGUUGCAUUCAAA